GGUUUGCGGUGGGUUACAAAUACCCCAGCCACUUGACGACACGGGAUGCAAACCUAUUUAUAUUCUGUCCUUAAUUCCCGUGUUUCUCGUCCGUCUCCGCUCCUCCGCAACCCCUUCCCCUCCUCCGCCGAAGCCUCUCCUCCGGCCGCCGAAACCCUAGCCUCCGCCGCUGCCGUCAUGGCAAGCAGCAACGUCUCGACCGUUUACAUCUCUGUCAUUGAUGACGUCAUCUCCAAGGUCCGCGAGGAUUUCAUCACCUACGGAGUCGGUGACGCCGUCCUAAACGAGCUCCAGGCUCUCUGGGAGAUGAAAAUGCUACACUGUGGCGCGAUCUCGGGGAACAUAGACCGAACCAAGGCUGCUGCCGCGUCCGUCGGAGGCACCACCGGCACGACACCGCCCGUGCACGACCUGAACGUGCCGUACGAGGCCACAUCUGAGGAGUACGCCACCCCGACCGCUGACAUGUUGUUCCCGCCGACACCAUUGCAGACCCCAAUCCAGACUCCUCUGCCAGGGACAGACACAGCGAUGUACAACAUACCCACUGGCCCUUCCGAUUAUGCCCCCUCACCGAUCAGCGAUGUCAGGAAUGGGAUGGCAAUAAAUGGGGCAGACCCAACAGCUGGUCAUCCAAGUCCCUACAUGUUUUUGCAGCCACCACCUUCCCCUUGGAUGAAUCAGAGGCCGCUGGGUGUUGAUGUGAAUGUCGCUUAUGUGGAAGGCCGUGAAGAUCCUGACAGGGGCGUGCAGCCUCAGCCACUGACUCAGGAUUUUUUGAUGAUGUCUUCUGGGAAACGCAAGAGGGAUGAGUAUCCUGGUCAGCUCCCUUCUGGUUCUUUUGUACCACAACAAGAUGGAAGUGCUGAUCAGAUAGUAGAAUUUGUUGUGUCAAAGGAAAAUGCGAAUCAACUUUGGAGUUCCAUCGGCAAUAAGCUUGAAACACCAACCAAGACAAUCACUCCAGUUAUUCCGCAGCGUGAUGGGAUUCAAGAUAACUACAAUGAUCAAUUUUUCUUUCCAGGAGUUCCAACCGAAGAUUAUAAUACCCCUGGAGAAUCUGCGGAGUAUCGAGCUCCUACACCUGCUGUUGGAACACCAAAACAAAGAAAUGAUGCUGGAGAUGAUGAUAAUGAUGAUGAUGAUGAUGAACCUCCUCUUAAUGAAGACGACGACGAGGAGUUAGAUGACCUUGAGCAAGGGGAGGAUGAACCUAACACACAACAUCUUGUACUUGCACAAUUUGAUAAAGUGUCAAGGACCAAGAAUCGUUGGAAGUGCACCUUGAAGGAUGGAAUCAUGCAUUUGAAUGGCAGGGAUGUCCUUUUUAACAAGGCGACAGGUGAGUUUGAUUUUUGAUUUUUUGGAUGAAGAUGAGCUAUUUUAGAAGCAGCUGUAUGGACAUAUCUUUGUCUUGACAUAAGGACAGGGAGGUGACAGUGUUCUUGGUGGGGUCCUGGCAGCAUGACUGCGUCGUGUUUUCUUUCCUAUUGAAUCUUCGUUCCACCCUCUUGUUUGUCACCGCAACUGUUAUCGCUGUAAAGAAGUUACUGCUUGUGCUGUGUAGACAAUUUCUGAUAUGGGUCUCUCAAAUCCGCUGCGUAACUA
This is a messenger RNA of Zea mays, 1608 nucleotides long. RefSeq names its product transcription factor/ transcription initiation factor. Gene Ontology annotation, cellular component: transcription factor TFIIA complex. The transcript has 11 exons. The coding region runs from base 46 to 1359 and encodes 437 amino acids. Lineage: Eukaryota; Viridiplantae; Streptophyta; Magnoliopsida; Poales; Poaceae. The record is from RefSeq and is a predicted model, not a curated record. Gene Ontology annotation, biological process: transcription initiation at RNA polymerase II promoter; transcription by RNA polymerase II.